Messenger RNA from Pseudogymnoascus destructans, 1452 nucleotides. RefSeq lists its product as uncharacterized. The transcript has a single exon. The coding region runs from base 41 to 1153 and encodes 370 amino acids. NCBI's taxonomy places the organism in Eukaryota, Fungi, Ascomycota, Leotiomycetes, Thelebolales, Thelebolaceae. The record is from RefSeq and is a predicted model, not a curated record.
CCUCUCCUACUCGGCAACUUCUCAACAACAACUCAUCACCAUGUCAGGAAUAGGGCCCCAACUACCGCCUCACCUCGCGAAGCGCAAGCGCUCAACAGACGACACCACAACCCUCAAUCCUCCCUCUCCCCCCACCAAAAUCCGCGCAACAAGCCGCAAUGUAGACACUCAGCCUCGUCGCGUCCUCGGCCCCUCCAUGCCACCCACCCACAACGAAGAAGAAAUCGGCCUCGACUCCAGCUCCGACGAUGAGCCUGGUUCUUCCCUCCCGCCCGGCGCAAUGCCGGCACCAGAACCCAAACCGCGCCGUGUAAUGGGCCCAGCAAUGCCACCACCACAGAAUACCGACGAAAUCCCACUUGACGACAGUUCCGAUGACGACGUCGGACCCUUUCCCCCCCCCUCAACCACCACCACCGCACUUCCCGCACCCCGCCGCAUUCUUGGCCCCGCCCCCCCUCCAGCAUUACUCUCCGAGCGCCCUACAGAAGAUCCCGACUCCUCCUCAGACGACGACUACGGCCCCUCCCUCCCCCCCGCCCCCGGCUCCGCGGCAGCAGCCGCCGCCGAAUCUGCCAUCCGUGCCCACGAAACUGCCCGCGCAGCUACAGCCACCGCCUCCGCAGCGUCCAGCGCGCCUAAGCGCGCAGAUUGGAUGCUCGUCCCCCCGGGCGCCGAUGAUUGGACAUCGCGCGUCGACCCCACGAAGCUGAAGACGCGAAAGUUUGCGUCUGGAAAGGGGGCGAAGGCGCUGGGGGAGAAGAGCGGGGUUAGUGCUAUAUGGACUGAGACGCCUGAGGAAAAACGGCAGCGUUUAGAGGACGAGGUGUUAGGACGGAAGGAAGUUGCUACGAAUUCCGGCAAGAACGGGACGAGAGGUGCCGGAGGGGGACAAGGGGAGGAUGAAGCAGAGCAAGCGGCGAUAGCGAAGAGGAUUCGGGGGUAUAAUGAGCGGAUGAGGGGGAAGAGUAUGGUAGAGGAGCAUACGGGGAGACAGGGGGGGAAGGAGGAGGAGGAUGAUCCGAGUAAGAGGGGUUUUGAUAAGGAGAAGGAUAUGGGCCUGGGAGGGAGGAUUGGGCAUGUGCAGAAGCAGGAGAUGUUGAGGAAGGCGGGGGAUUUUGGGUCAAGGUUUGAGAGGGGGAAGUUUUUGUGAGGGGUGUGUGGCGGUAUACGUGUCAUUUUUUUAGAAUUCUAGAACUGGAGCAAUCAACGGACCUUGGGAUUUAUGAGAUGAUGUAUAUUAGGCUCAAGUGCAUGCUGCCUUGUUGUAACCCGUGUGACACUGUCAAUGCUGGUAGAUCGAAAAAUUAUGCAGCUCCCAGGAGUCCAUCAAAGCUGGACGUUUAUAGACAGUCCUUCGUCUCUUAAUCUUCAUCAUCUGUCAACCUUCUUCCUCUCAAGCUUCAUAUUCGACCCUCACAUUCGAUCUUCACAUUCGAUUUUCACAUUCGA